CCAUAGAGUUUUAUCACUUACACACGAGCAUUAGCGCUCCUCCGGUUUUAUAUAUCUUUGUCUUCGCCUGCCUGAAAAUGUAGAGGCCUAACAUUGCUCUGUUACUGCUCUACAUAUCCUCCUCUUCAAUUCUCCAUCAUGAUCGCCGACUUUGACGUUGAGAAAGUCAUCGAGCAGCUCACCACCGACGAGAAAAUCGCCCUCCUCUCUGGCGCCGAUAACUGGCAUACUUUCAAAGUCCCCCGUCUUGGGGUGCCUGCCAUCCGCGUUACUGAUGGUCCAAACGGCGUACGAGGAACGCGUUUCUUCAACGGUACUGCAGCUGCCUGUUUUCCCUGUGGGACCGCGCUCGCCUCUACUUGGAACACAGACCUGCUGGAGAAAGGUGGCGUCUUGAUGGGGCGUGAAGCGAUUGCAAAGAGUGCGCAUGUCAUUCUUGGUCCUACCGUCAACAUUCAGCGCGGCCCGCUCGGAGGCAGAGGCUUUGAGAGUUUCUCCGAAGACCCUCUGCUUUCGGGUCUUUGUGCUUCUGCUAUUAUCAAUGGCAUCCAGCGUACUGGCGUUGUUGCGACAAUCAAGCACUUUGUGAACAACGAUCAAGAGCACGAGCGCAAGGCAGUCAACGUCAUUCUUUCCCAGCGCGCGCUGCGUGAGAUCUAUCUCAUGCCGUUCCAGAUUGCAAUUUCCAAUUCGAAUCCUGGUGCGGUUAUGUCUUCCUACAACAAGGUCAACGGAUGUCAUGUCAGCCACAACCCCUAUCUUCUCGAUGACAUCCUUCGCAAAGAAUGGAAGUACGACGGUCUGAUCAUGAGCGAUUGGCAUGGUGUUUACUCAGUCGCAGAUUCCAUCAACGCUGGUCUAGAUCUCGAGAUGCCAGGUCCUGCGCUGUUCCGGGGUGACUUGGUCAAUCGGGAUCUCAAUGCUAGAACGGUUACUAUGCGUACAAUUGACGAGCGCGCCCGCAACGUUUUGAAUUUAGUAAAGCGCGUCCAAGUGCUUGAUAUCGAACCUGAAGGACCUGAAUCAACGCGCAACAAUACUCCCGAAACGGCAGCCCUUCUCCGUCAGAUCGCACAAGAGUCUAUCGUGGUUCUCAAAAACGAAAACUCUUUGCUGCCUCUGAGCAAGACGAAGACGACGGCUGUCAUUGGACCCAAUGCCAAGGUUGCGAGGUUCUGUGGUGGAGGCUCGGCUUCUCUUGAGCCUUACUAUGCGGUCACUCCGUAUGAUGGGAUAGCAGAAAAGCUCAAAUUGGAGAAGCCGACAUAUGUCGAGGGGGCCCCUGUCUACAAGUCAAUUCCUCCGCUGGGAAAGCACAACUGCAAAACACCGUCAGGACAGCCAGGGCUCCGCUUCCGUUCUUAUAGAGAGCCCGAUUCCGUUAAAGAUCGGAAGCCCGUCGAUGAGCGCACUCUAGCAAGCGGAGACGUAUUCUUGAGUGACUACGAGCACCCUUCGAUCAUUGACCUUCGCGUCUUUUAUGCAGAGUUCAUCGGCAUAUUUACUCCUGAAGAGUCUGGUGAAUACGAGUUCGGGCUAGCCGUCUACGGAACCGCAAAGCUUUACAUUGACGACGAGCUUUUUAUCGACAACGCGACAAAGCAGAUUCAAGGCUCAGCAUUUUUUGGCUACAGUACUCGCGAAGAGAUAAAGAGAACUGAGCUUAUUGGCGGGAAGUCAUACACUAUUCGCGUCGACUUCGGUAGCGCGAUGAGUAGCACUCUGCCAUCAAUCACUGGCGACGUCCCUGGAGGAGGGCUCAAACUUGGUGUCGUCAAGGUGAAUGACCCGAACAUUGAAAUUCAGAAAGCCAUAGAGGCUGCUGCUGAUGCCGAUCAAGUUGUGGUAUGUAUCGGCCUCAAUGGUGAGUUUGAGUCUGAAGGAUUCGAUCGUCCAGACAUGCUUCUUCCUGGCAAUACCGACAAGCUGGUCUCGGCGGUGCUGGCUGCAAACCCUAAUACGGUGGUCGUUGUCCAGUCUGGAUGCCCAGUGGAGAUGCCCUGGGCAAAGGAGGCUAGAAGCAUAGUGCAGGCAUGGUAUGGAGGCAACGAAACAGGAAGCUCGAUUGCAGAUAUCAUUUUCGGAGACGCAAACCCUUCGGGAAAGCUUUCUCUCUCGUUUCCUGCGCACAACGAGGAUAAUCCUACAUAUCUCAGCUUCCGUUCGGAUCGCGGACGAGUGUUGUAUGGCGAGGAUGUUUAUGUCGGAUACCGCUACUAUGAAACAGCCAAGAAAUCUGUCUUGUUUCCGUUUGGUCAUGGCCUUUCUUACUCUGAUUUCAAGUUCUCUGAUCUGACCGUCGCCAUAGAUGGCGAGGAUGUUGUCGUUUCUCUCACUGUGACAAACUGCAAGGGUCCUGAAGGAUCCGCAGUCGUUCAAGUUUACGUUAGCCAGCAGCAUGCGACUAUCAGUCGUCCUCUCAAAGAGCUGAAGGGAUUCGCCAAGGUCUUUGUAAAGGCUGGGGAGUCAGAGGCUGCCAAGAUCAAGUUCUCAGUUAAGAGCGCUACGUCAUUCUUUGAUGAGAUUGAAGAUAAGUGGAUCAGUGAGAAGGAUACGUACACGGUCCAUGUGGGAGAUAGUAGUGCGAGCAUUCAGCUUACUGGCGAGUUUAGCACUGAAAAGACGCUGUAUUGGUCUGGGCUGUGAGUUUAGAAUUUGGUUUAUUAGCAAUAGAGUAUGUUUCAGCCAUAAUAAA
Molecule: messenger RNA, 2695 nt
Organism: Myxozyma melibiosi
Lineage: Eukaryota; Fungi; Ascomycota; Lipomycetes; Lipomycetales; Lipomycetaceae
Product: glycoside hydrolase superfamily
Exons: 2
Coding region: 139-2646 (835 amino acids)
Biological process (GO): glucan catabolic process
Molecular function (GO): beta-glucosidase activity
Source: RefSeq, a predicted model, not a curated record